Molecule: messenger RNA, 1573 nt
Organism: Momordica charantia (bitter melon)
Lineage: Eukaryota; Viridiplantae; Streptophyta; Magnoliopsida; Cucurbitales; Cucurbitaceae
Source: RefSeq, a predicted model, not a curated record
CCCUGUUCUCUCUCUCUGUCUCUUUCAGUUUAAUUUCCCCUUUUUCUGGACACUUGUUGCCUCACUCCUCCAAUUUCACAUUUGGGUCUCGCAAAAGUCUCAAGAACUUCAAACCCAAUUGCCCAAAUCCACACGCGUGUCCAAAACAAGGGAGCAAAAUCAGCCAAAUCAACCUAGUAUCACGCCAUUCUCCAGCCGCUACACCUUGAUUCCACACUUCACCAUGUAAAAGCGACCCCCCCAAGUGCCGCUUUCUCGGAUUUUUCUUCCUCCACGCCGACCCAUUUGUGUUUCUUACCUCCCCUUUCAUCCAAUCCACUCCAAUCAUGGCCAGCAGCAGAGAGAGAGACGAUCCUCUUUCAUUCACCCGCUUAACCAUAUGCGAGGGGCAUGAUGGAACCGAGACGUCGAAUGGGGAUGUAUUAAUCUUUCCAGACAUGAUAAGAUAUAGGAGGUUGACCCAUUUUGAUGUUGAAACAUUUGUUGAAGAAGUGCUUGUGAAGAAUGGUGAGUGGCAGCCUGGAACUCCUGAAACGCUGAAAGGUUCUUAUAUUUUUGUAUGCUGUCAUGGGUCUCGUGAUCGCCGGUGUGGCGUUUGUGGCCCUACCUUGGUCAGUCGGUUCCGAGACGAGAUAAAAUUUCUUGGUCUUCAAAAUGAAGUAUCUGUUAGCCCAUGCUCACAUAUUGGGGGCCACAAGUAUGCAGGAAAUGUCAUUAUAUUUGGAUCAAAUGCCAAUAGAGAAGUCACUGGGCACUGGUACGGAUACGUUUCCCCCGAAGAUGUAUUUUUGCUGCUUCAGCAGCAUAUCGUGAAAGGGAAGAUUGUAGAUGAACUCUGGAGAGGGCAGAUGGGUUUAUCAGAAGAUGAACAAAAGCUGAGCCUAGAACGAAGGCUCCGUCUGAUUGCUGGAGCGAAUGGCCACAAAAGCAAGGAAGAGUUGGCACAAAUACAGACAAGUGAUUCGAAUACCGAUCUCUAUAGAUCACAUGGUGAGGUUUCAGCCUGCUGUCAGGGGGGUGGAGAGAGUUACUCAACUUGCUGUCAGAAUCCCGAACUAAUGGGAUCAAUUACCGAUUCGGAUACGAAUGACAUUCCUCCAAACAUUACUGCAAAGAGCAGCAGAAAAACGACCUCGAGAAGCAAUAGCGGCAAAGUGGCCUCUCGCAAGGUUUGCGCAAUGCCAACAUGGCUUGAGAGCUGGGAGCGCGAAGAUACAUAUGCUGUUGCUGCUGUUAUCUGUGCUGCUGUGUCUGUUGGCAUUGCUUAUAGCUGCUACAAGCAGCUGUAAAUGUAAAGGGAGAUGUAGACGGGGUGGGUCUCAUGUUGCAUUCAGGGUCGAGACCAAGUCAACUUGGAUCGGGCUGCAUGGAGGUUGGGGAGAACCGAUGAAAUUCUCAGCCAUUGGGUCAAGAACUCCUCGGCACCAAGGUCUCAGCGUCGAGCAGUGCUCGGCGCCAACCCCGGGUCGGCUAUGGUUGCUAGGCCUCGAUCUACUUACCUUGCUUCGGGUCUGCUCCUUCGGCUCCGUUCCUUCUUUCAGUUGUUUAGUCCGAUCUCUAUUUUCUUCCUAUA